GCCCAGGCAACCGAGCGGUAGCACAGCCGCUUAUUUCACUUCUGCGUCUUUUUCUUCCAAAUACCCUCAGAAAACAAGAGAAGAAUGUAUUUUAGAGGCAUAUUUGCAUUAAUGUUAUAGUUUGGACUUCGUUGGAUUUGAUGAAACAGUCUGAAGAUGAACUUUGAGGCAAAGCGAUGUGGGGUGCUGUUUAGUCCUCCAUCGAUCAUUUUAAUUUAUGAAAACAAGUCAACCAACAAGCUUCGGAAGAGAAUCAUCCCUGUGCGGAAAUACUCAAAGGAUUCAGACUAUAGGAAGGCAGCAGAGACUCUGAAGAGCCAUCCUCGCCAUAGGGACUACCUCCAGAGUGUAUCCCAGAGCCAGCUUGAGAGACUGCACAUCAUUUUACGGGACCACAUGCAGGGCCUAAGCCUGGAGCAAAGUCUCGCCUCUUUUCGGUUAGACCCUGAGCAAGAUCUCAACAAACUGGGUGACGAUGAAUUGGCUCGAAAGAAGGGCAAAAUGGAUGAACUCUUUGAGAAGAACAGAAAAAGAAAAGACGAUCCCGACUUCGUUUAUGACGUGGAGAUCGAGUUUUCAGCAAACCAGGAAAAGUGCAGCUGGGAUGAGGAGUCAGAUGAUGGAUUUUAAAUUGUUAUAUAAAAUUAAUAUAUUUUUGGACUUGCAAACAACUAAAUAUUCAAAUAUGCAACACUACCCGAGACAAAAAAGCAUUCAUAGUGGAAUAAUAUUUAUUUGUUAUAAAAUACUGACUUUGCAAAAUACAAA
Boleophthalmus pectinirostris (great blue-spotted mudskipper) is the source of this 768-nucleotide messenger RNA. RefSeq names its product centrosomal protein 19 (gene cep19). Bases 157 to 630 code for a protein of 157 amino acids. Gene Ontology annotation, cellular component: centriole; spindle pole; ciliary basal body. The record is from RefSeq and is a predicted model, not a curated record. Gene Ontology annotation, biological process: microtubule anchoring at centrosome; trans-Golgi to periciliary membrane compartment transport. Lineage: Eukaryota; Metazoa; Chordata; Actinopteri; Gobiiformes; Gobiidae. The transcript has 2 exons.